UGCUGCUGCUGCUGCUGGUGGUGAUGAUGAUGAUGAUGAUGAUGAUGAUGGUGAAGAUGAUGAUGGUGGUCCUGCUGGACUUUACAGACUAUGUGUGGACGCUUCCGGCUCCCAGCAGCGUCUCCAUGAAGUCUGUGGACAUGAAGCACGAACUGAAGUGGAGCCCCCUACAGGCUGCCUGCAGCCCUGCGGUCCUUUACUCUGUUCAGUUCCAGGGGGAGUUUGAGCUGAUGGUCCUGAACGGCAGCUGGGUGGACGCUCCCGAGUGCCAGCUGAUUCCUCACACUCACUGCGACCUGACCUUUGACCUGGGCUCUGACUCCGACUACAACCUCCACGUCAGAGCGCAGUGCGGCUCCCAGCGGUCGCCCUGGACCGAACUCAGCCCACCUUUCAACCGCAGAGACA
Messenger RNA from Anarrhichthys ocellatus (wolf-eel), 408 nucleotides. It is a transcript of the gene crfb16, whose product is annotated as cytokine receptor family member B16. Gene Ontology annotation, molecular function: interleukin-20 binding; cytokine receptor activity. The annotation marks the transcript as partial. Gene Ontology annotation, biological process: cytokine-mediated signaling pathway. Gene Ontology annotation, cellular component: plasma membrane. The transcript is spliced from 3 exons. NCBI's taxonomy places the organism in Eukaryota, Metazoa, Chordata, Actinopteri, Perciformes, Anarhichadidae. The record is from RefSeq and is a predicted model, not a curated record.